AUGGCAUCAAAUCAACAACAGUCAACUACCAAACCUGAUAUUAAAGUAGGUUUCAGACUUAAUGAUGAAUACGCGGAUACAUUAAUGCCAAGAAUUAGGGAAUUAUUGCGUUGUGAUUCUCAUUCGUCUCAUUCGAAUCGAUUUCCGGGAGCUCAACCAGUUUAUUUAGAGAAAUGUCAUUUCAAAUUAUUGGAAUCAGAGGAAUAUUUCGUACGUGAUAAAACCGAUGGAAAGCGAUACAUAAUGUUCUUCACAGCAGUUGAUGGCGGUACAGCAUUUAUGUUACCGUUAAGGAAUAAUCAUAAUGCAAUACAUAACGAAACAAUGAUGGAUGGAGAAAUUGUGAUGGAAAUUGAUAAUAAUAAACAAAGAUUACGUUACCUGAUAUUUGAUCUUAUGGUUUUGAAUGGAAGUAUUCUCAUAGAGAGACCAUACAAUAAACGAAUGGGUAUGUUAAGACAAGAUGUAAUAGAACCAUUAAAUGCGGUAUUGGAAAGAAAUUCUGAUAUGAAAAAUAAAAUGCCAUUUUCGAUGGAAAUAAAAAGUAUGGAAUUAUCAUAUGGUUUGAUGAAUGUAUUACAAAAGGCACCUUCGUUAAAGUAUGGAAAUGAUGGUUUAAUAUUUGUUCCGGUAAAUCAUCCUUAUCAACCUGAGAAUUGUGAUAAACUUGUAGUUAAAACUGGCAAAGAUAAGAAACCAAUAUAUCAUCUUUUGAUUUCUGAUGAUAAUAAAGAUCGUAAAGAUGAUACGAUAAAUCAUAAAUUUCAUGAUUAUUUAACUUUGGAUCCAAAAUCUGAAGCCGAAUGGCAACGUGAUUCACCUGAUGGUAUCAUUGGUCAAUUUUGGUACGAUAAACAUUGGAAAACUAUAGUUUACGACUCAAAUCCGUAUCCUCGUGACGGUGCUGACACGGAACAAACGUUAGCUGAAGUUUGGCAUAGAAUUCUUUAUUCUGUUCCUAGAGAUACGAUGGAAAUACAAGUAAAUAUCAUAAGAGAUAAUUGGAAACAACGUCAGGCUAAAAAAUCUGGGAAUUCUCGAGUUGUUCCUUCCGCACCAUUUUUACAAACACCCACUAAUUCUCAGACAAGUUACUGUCCUGAACCCGGUCCUUCAUUAACUUCACCAACAACACUUUCCAACAAUAGUAAUCAAUCAACAUCUUUAUCUGAUUCUGUACAACCACCUCCUCAGAAUUCAUGUCAACCUCGAUUUUCUCCAUUUGAUUCAAGUAUUUCAAAUGUUGAACCGUUGGAACGACAAUUAACUUCUGAUCAUCCAUAUUUUGGAAAUUCAAAUAAUAUUUCUCAAGAAAUUAUUACUACCACUUCACCUGAGGGAAAUGGAUGUGAUGUUGGUUUACGACCGUCAAAAAAUACAAAAAAUAUUAAAAAUAUUGGAGUUACUCCUUUUCCUUCAUUUCAAUAUCCAAUAUCAUUAGAUCUUCAAAGUGAUGUUAAUAAUUAUGAACAAAAAGAAGAUUCUUCGAAUGAAGAAAAAGUUCUUGUUACAACUACUACUGAGAAUUUACAAAAUAAUUCGGAUUUAUCGAAAUUACCGGAAAAUUUAUUAUCAUUAGAAAUCAAUGAACGUAAUGUAAACAACAACAAUGAAUCUAAUGAUGGUGAGAAAUCAAAAUCUAAACAACCUUUGUCUGAUAUAAAUGAAAAUAAUAAAGAAGAAUUAAAAGAUCAUAAUGAAUAUGAUAUUCAACCAACUACAUCACCACCUAAACAAACAUUACUUUUACUAUCAUCAUCUCCUCCGCCACAUCCUCCAUCAGCUCCACGAAUAUCUCAUCAAGAACUUCAACCUUUGCCUGACGUAAAUGUUCCAAUAAGAAAUCCUUGUAUUUAUGAUGAUUACAGUUCAAAUAAUGAUGAUUCCGAUUCCGUUGAUUCUCAUUCAGUGAAUCGUCGGAUGUCAUUUAUGAGCACAGAAUCUAUUUUGCCUCGUGAUUUGGACGAAAAUAUAUCCAAACCAAAUUUACCUUUAAUUUCAGAAAAUUCACUUGAUCAUGAAAAUAUUAAUGAUGAAAAUAAUCCUUUACAACUUUUAGUACUUGCUUCAAAUCAACGAGAAAUGGCUGGAAUGAAUAGAAAUUUUAUUCCACCUAAGCAAAAAGAAAUUAAUAAUGAAGCUAAUGUAUUACAACAAUUUUCGGAUAUUGUAUCGGCUCAACGUGCAAUCGAACAUGAUCCGUUACAAAAAUUAUCGGAACUUGCUCUUAGUCAAAAGCCAUUACAAGUAACUUCAAAAAAAUAUACUCGACGGGAAUCUCAACAAGAGAUACAACCUAAAACAAUACAACCAUCUCCCCCCGAACCUAGAUUUCAAAUAAAUGAUAAUCGAAGGCCUCCUUCAGAACCUCGACCACGAUCACGAAAGCCGAGACGAAGAUCACUUGAAUCUCAAAAUGUAAUACAAAAACCUCAAGAUUCUCGAUACAAAAUGAUAGAAAAUACUUCACAACAAGAAUUUCCUAUUCCACUACUACAACAAAAAAAUCGACAAUUGCCGAUACAAAGUGAAUCUGAUAUACCUUUACAAGAAAAUCAAUAUACACGAAGGUAUCAAGAUAAUCAACCGAAAUUACAAGUAGAAUCUCACAAUACUUCGGAUCCUUCUCAAGUUUCGUUACAACCACAAAUGCAACAAUUUCCUGAAUCAAGAUUUACUCACUUGCAUCAAGAAAUUACACCUCAUCAAAUUCAACAACAAUUUAUUGAAUCUCGUCGAGUUCGAACGCAACGAUCUCAAUCAUUUUCACAUGACACGCGACCUCAUAUAAUUCGUCAAGAUCCUAUUUCAAUGCAAGAUAAUAGUUCAUCACAAAUUUUAGAUCUAAUGAGACGAACACAAUUUCCAGAAGUUCGACAAGAAUUUCAAGAAACUGGAACAUUUUCAGAACGAUCAAAAUGGGAUCAAAAUUAA
This is a messenger RNA of Diversispora eburnea, 2934 nucleotides long. NCBI's taxonomy places the organism in Eukaryota, Fungi, Glomeromycota, Glomeromycetes, Diversisporales, Diversisporaceae. The record is from the annotation of a GenBank genome assembly.